Aureobasidium subglaciale EXF-2481 is the source of this 1097-nucleotide messenger RNA. RefSeq lists its product as uncharacterized. Bases 218 to 829 code for a protein of 203 amino acids. The transcript has 4 exons. Lineage: Eukaryota; Fungi; Ascomycota; Dothideomycetes; Dothideales; Saccotheciaceae. The record is from RefSeq and is a predicted model, not a curated record.
GUUAUCUAAUACACACCCCGCUGAGAUUAUCCCUCGACAUCUACGCCUGACUCAACUCGCUAUCGAUAUGCUCUUUGUGUUCCCUUCUCUCUUGCCCGCCAAUUCCUGCACACGACUCAACCCGGUAUCACCUAUCACCAAUUCACUUCUCCCAAUUCAGGAUAUCCAGACCACAACUGUCUAGAAAGGACAAUAUCUCUCAAGCGACACCAACAUUAUGUUGAAUGUACGAGCUCUCAAUAAGCUCUUGACUGAAAACGUUGACCAUAAGGUCUUCGUGCGCUGGUUCAUCAUGACGCCGAAUGGAUCACUGAUGGCCUAUACUCUACCUGCCAAUAUGAAGGAACUCCGAGAUCAAGUCGCACUAGUAUCAAUCUCCUGGAAAGAACAUCUGGAACGCAAAGACAACGAGAGAUUUGAACCGCAAUAUAGCCAAGGCGGUCCUAACGAGCCAUCAAAACGUGUAGUCCGAGCGGACGCGCUGGAAACGCUGACUGUCGAGUUUGACAACCGGAACCUGAUAGUCAAGUAUCUGCAGCCUAAAUUACUGCUGGUUCUUGAAGGAGGCGUACCGCCAGGAAGGAAGCGCGAGCUCAAGGUGACGGCCGAAGCACCUGGAGAUUCGCGGUACCCAUCCGAAGACUCGAGUGGAGCGGAUGCUAUGCUUGGGACAUCAAUUGGAUCAAAAGCGUCAACGACAGUCAGCAGCACACAACGGCUUAGUGUUCUUCACAUCCAGCGAAGGAAGAUGGAGAUGAUGACAGAAACGAUCAAACGAGAGCUGGCUGGAUUCGAGAUGCCUGACGAUCCAAGCAACAAGUUCUUCUAGUUUGCCGAGUCCUUUGCAGAAGGCUGGAGUGAGACAGUGGAUUAGUCGAUGGUCAUGUGCAAGGGGAGAUUACGACAGUCGUGCUUUAUAGAUACCACAUGUUUUUGGCAAUGCGAGCGUCCAGCGAGUUCUUCUCUGUAAUUUAUUUGGGAACAGCAUCGAGUUUUGGGAGGAGAAUUACACGAGGAUAAUGAAGUUCAUAAAGAGAUAUGCACAAAGUCAGAAGUGAUGAUGACGUGCAGCUCCCCAGUGACGUUUUAGAGACAAG